UGCCCUGCUCUCUCCUCCCAUCUCGGCACCCCGGCGGCUCCGACCCAAACAAACCCCACUAGAGCCGACCGAGCUCACACACACACACGGACGCCGCACCAGUAUACUUACUACUCCCUGCCCUGCGAGCAGUCUCCCACCUGGUCAAACCACUCCCCCCUCCCCCACCACCAAGCACCAAUCUGUGCAUCCAUCCGCCAUGCCUCCUCCCCACCUGCUCGCCCUCCUCCUCCUCCUCCUCCUGGCCCCGCAGCUCCCGCCCGCCGCGCCGCAGCCCGCGCCGUCGGGAGCGGGGGCGCUGACGCCGCAGGAGGACGACUUGCGCUGCCUCCGGGGCGUCAAGUCCGACCUCCGUGACCCGGACGGGCGCCUCGUGUCCUGGUCCUUCAACAGCACCUCCGGCGGCGCCGUCUGCGGGUUCAGCGGCGUCUCCUGCUGGAACCCGCAGGAGUCACGCGUCAUCGCGCUCUCGCUCUCCGGGUUCGGCCUCCAGGGCCUCGUCCCCUCCUCGCUCCAGUACUGCCGCGCCGCCACCACGCUCGACCUCUCCGACAACGCGCUCGAGGGCCCGAUCCCGCCAGCGCUCUGCGAUUGGCUCCCUUUCCUGGUCAACCUCGACCUCUCCUCCAACCACCUCUCCGGCCCGCUCCCCGCCGAGCUUGCCAACUGCCGCUUCCUCAACUCGCUCAAGCUCUCCGGCAACGCGCUCUCCGGCCAGAUCCCCGCCUCCCUCGCGCGGCUCGACCGGCUCAAGUCGCUCGACCUCUCGGGGAACCGCCUCGACGGCCAGAUCCCGCCUCAGAUAGGCGCGAGCUUCCCCAAGGAGUCCUUCUCCGGGAACUCGGGCCUCUGUGGCCGCCCCGUGUCUUCGCGCUGCGGCCGCAGGCUGGGGGGCGCCGGGCUCGGCAUCGUUAUCGCCGCGGGGGUCUUCGGCGCCGCAGCGUCGCUGCUCCUCGCCUACUUCUUCUGGCGGUGCACCGGGAAGAGCAAGGGAGGCCGCCGCCGCCACAGGCGCGGUGGCAGCGAGUCAGGUGGUGCUGCCGUGGAGGAUGGGAGCUGGUGGGCGGAGAGGCUGCGCGCUGCGCACAACCGGCUGGCCCCUGUGUCGCUGUUCCAGAAGCCGAUCGUGAAGGUCAAGCUUGCUGACCUGAUGGCCGCCACUCAGGACUUCAACACAAGCCACAUCGUGGUGGCCGGGAGCUCACGGGCAGGGACGGCGUACCGGGCUGUGCUGCGGGACGGGUCUGCGCUGACGGUCAAGCGCCUGCACUCGUGCCCGCUCUCGGAGAAGGCAUUCAGGGCAGAGAUGGGGCGGAUUGGGCAGCUGCGGCAUCCGAACAUUGUGCCACUUCUGGGGUUCUGCGUUGUUGAGGAUGAGAGGCUGCUGGUGUACAAGCAUAUGGAGAGCGGUGCUCUUUCAUCUGUGAUGAAGAAACCAGGAGAAGCGCCGCUAGAUUGGGCAACACGGCUUAGGAUUGCUGUUGGGGCGGCACGGGGGCUUGCGUGGCUGCACCACGGGUUCCAGGUUCCGCAGAUUCACCAGAAUUUAAGCUCAAGUGCAGUGCUUCUUGAUGAGGAUUAUGAGGCUCGGAUCACGGAUGUUGGGCUCACGAGGCUGGUCCGGAUGGCGCCUGGCGAGGGCAGUGAUACGAGUCCUUUUCUGAAUGGGGACUUUGGGGAGUUUGGGUAUGUUGCCCCAGAGUACGCUAGCAAUCCAGUUGGUACCAUGAAGGGCGAUGCAUACGCAUUUGGGGUGAUAUUGUUUGAGCUCGUGAGUGGGCAGGAGGCUGCUGCUGUGGUAACUGAUGCCUUGGGUGAAGGGUUCAAGGGCACAUUGAUGGAUUGGGUAAAUCAGCUCAAUGCUUCUGGGCGGAUCAGUGAUGCUAUUGAUAAACCAUUGCGUGGAAAGGGCCAUGAGGCGCAGAUUGAUGAGUUCUUGAAGAUAGCUUUAGCAUCCACCCAGGCUUGCCCGAGGGAGAGGCACUCAAUGUACCGGGUUUAUCACUCUCUGAAGAGCAUUGGAGAUCGCCGUGAUUUCUCGGAGCAGUUCGAUGAGUUUCCGCUGGCCUAUAACAAGGAUGAUUCAGAUACCAUGUAGCUGUGAUGCUGAUCACACCUUGUAUGGUGUAACCGUUUGGUCAGUUUCAAUGAUGCUAUGCGUGUAGCCUUGCUAUGGGUUGAUCAGGGAGCAUAAUGACUGCCGAGCCAACCAUUUUGACACCAAAACUAUCACUGGGUGCUCAGUUCGAUAGUUGCAUCAUCUCAGGUUGCGAAUAUGCGAUAAUCAUGUAAGCAGUAAGAUCACUUUGUAUUCUGUAUGCCUUUUAAAUUGUUUCUAGUGCUUGUAGUAUCUGUAUGGAACUGUAAUUCUUGAUGUGCCUAAAUCCUGAUAUCACCUUCCUUA
Molecule: messenger RNA, 2404 nt
Organism: Phragmites australis (common reed)
Lineage: Eukaryota; Viridiplantae; Streptophyta; Magnoliopsida; Poales; Poaceae
Product: probable inactive receptor kinase At1g27190
Exons: 1
Coding region: 200-2098 (632 amino acids)
Biological process (GO): protein phosphorylation
Molecular function (GO): protein kinase activity; protein binding; ATP binding
Source: RefSeq, a predicted model, not a curated record